AUGUUGAAAACUUUCACAAAGAUAAAUAGUUUAUUUAUAAAGAAUAUUAAUCUGAACCAAACGCCGCAAAGCUUCAAAGAAAUUGAUGGAUGUGAUUACGAAAAUAUUAUCCAAACUUCAUUGUACUUUGUCAGUAAAAUGAAUGCGUUAAGACUUUUCAUUGAAAUGAAAUCUGGACGAUGA
Clunio marinus is the source of this 183-nucleotide messenger RNA. The record is from the annotation of a GenBank genome assembly. Lineage: Eukaryota; Metazoa; Arthropoda; Insecta; Diptera; Chironomidae.